GUGAGCGCGGUGGGGGUACGGAAGCGGCUUGAAGACUCCCCCGCCAUGUCCCCUCGCUCCCUUGGUGGUCUCCUAGUGCUGCUGUGCAUGCUUGGGGCCGCCAUUGCUGGGAGAGAUUUCUACAAAAUCUUGGGAGUGUCUCGCAGUGCAUCUGUUAAAGAUAUUAAAAAGGCCUACAGAAAGUUAGCCCUACAGCUGCAUCCAGACCGUAACCCCGAUGAUCCACGUGCGCAGGAAAAGUUUCAGGAUCUUGGGGCUGCCUAUGAGGUGCUAUCAGAUGAGGAAAAGCGAAAGCAGUAUGAUGCAUAUGGAGAAGAAGGUUUAAAAGAAGGUCACCAGGGUUCCCAUGGAGAUAUUUUUUCACAUUUCUUUGGGGACUUUGGCUUCAUGUUUGGAGGAAGUCCUCGCCAGCAAGACAGAAACAUUCCAAGAGGAAGUGACAUCAUUGUGGAUCUAGAAGUUACACUGGAAGAAGUGUAUUCAGGAAACUUUGUGGAAGUUAUUCGUAACAAACCAGUAGCAAGACAAGCACCCGGUAAAAGAAAAUGCAAUUGCCGGCAAGAGAUGAGGACAACCCAGCUAGGCCCAGGGCGUUUCCAGAUGACCCAAGAAGUGGUCUGUGAUGAGUGUCCCAAUGUCAAGCUUGUGAAUGAAGAGCGGACCCUAGAGGUGGAGAUAGAGCCUGGUGUGAGGGAUGGCAUGGAAUAUCCCUUUAUUGGGGAAGGUGAACCACAUGUUGAUGGGGAGCCAGGUGACCUGCGCUUCCGAAUAAAAGUUCUUAAGCAUCCAGUCUUCGAACGAAGAGAGGAUGAUUUAUAUACAAAUGUGACUAUCUCGCUGGUCGAGGCUCUAGUGGGCUUUGAGAUGGAUAUUGCCCAUUUGGAUGGGCAUAAGGUCCACAUUGCCCGGGAUAAAAUCACAAAGCCUGGAGCAAAGCUGUGGAAGAAAGGGGAAGGUCUUCCCAAUUUUGACAACAACAACAUUAAAGGCUCUCUAAUAAUCACAUUUGAUGUGGAUUUUCCCAAAGAGCAACUGACAAGUGAACAGCGAGAAGGCCUAAAACAGCUGCUAAGACAGGCAUCGGUUCAGAAGGUGUACAAUGGUCUGCAGGGAUAUUAAGACGGAGAAAAAUGGACUUUGUUGCAAACAAGUGAAAUCAGUGCUGUAAACUGCAGUCUUCUGGUCAUUGUAGAGAAAACCUGAGAGAUGUUG
Euleptes europaea (tarantolino) is the source of this 1212-nucleotide messenger RNA. RefSeq names its product dnaJ homolog subfamily B member 11. The record is from RefSeq and is a predicted model, not a curated record. The transcript has 10 exons. Lineage: Eukaryota; Metazoa; Chordata; Lepidosauria; Squamata; Sphaerodactylidae. Gene Ontology annotation, biological process: protein folding; protein maturation. Gene Ontology annotation, cellular component: endoplasmic reticulum. The coding region runs from base 46 to 1119 and encodes 357 amino acids. Gene Ontology annotation, molecular function: misfolded protein binding.